Messenger RNA from Rhododendron vialii, 2754 nucleotides. RefSeq names its product mitogen-activated protein kinase kinase kinase NPK1-like. Gene Ontology annotation, biological process: protein phosphorylation. Lineage: Eukaryota; Viridiplantae; Streptophyta; Magnoliopsida; Ericales; Ericaceae. The transcript is spliced from 17 exons. Bases 174 to 2180 code for a protein of 668 amino acids. Gene Ontology annotation, molecular function: protein kinase activity; ATP binding. The record is from RefSeq and is a predicted model, not a curated record.
GCCGAUUUUUUAAUUUUUGAAAAGGAGCCCUGUACCCUUUUCCCUCCUUCAAAUCUCUCUCUCUCUCCCCACUGUCACACGAACUGCAACUACUCGAACCCUAGAUUCUCCCCGUCAGAAACCAAAGCCCCCGAUCACACUCGACUCUCCACUCUCCACACCAAACCCCAACAAUGCAAGAAUUCAUCGGCUCAGUCCGUCGAUCCCUGGUCUUCAAGCCCUCCGCCGUCGACGACAAUUUCGGCGGCGGCUUCGGAGGAUUCGUCGAGAAGGUCGGUUCGAGCAUUCGAAACUCGAGAAUCGGACUCUUCUCGAAGCCUCAUCUCCCGGCGCUGCCACCGCCUGCGAAAGCUGACGACGAGAGUAGAAGUAGGAGAGACGAGGAUGCGCCGACGAUCCGGUGGAGGAGAGGUGAAUUGAUCGGGUGCGGCGCGUUUGGGAGGGUUUAUAUGGGAAUGAACCUGGAUUCCGGAGAGCUACUUGCCGUAAAACAGGUUUCAAUUGCAUCGAAUGCUUCAAAAGAUAAAGCACAGGCCCACAUUAGAGAGCUCGAAGAAGAAGUCAAGCUCCUUAAGAAUCUUUCGCAUCCAAACAUUGUUAGAUACUUGGGGACAGCUAGAGAGGAGGAAUCACUAAAUAUUUUGUUGGAAUUUGUUCCUGGUGGAUCCAUCUCAUCACUUCUGGGAAAGUUUGGUUCAUUCCCUGAAUCUGUUAUAAGAAUGUAUACGAAACAAUUGCUGUUGGGAUUGGAAUACCUUCACGAGAAUGGGAUAAUGCACAGGGACAUAAAGGGGGCCAACAUUCUUGUUGACAACAAGGGAUGCAUAAAACUUGCUGACUUCGGUGCCUCAAAGAAAGUUGUCGAAUUGGCCACUAUAACUGGUGCCAAGUCAAUGAAGGGCACUCCUUAUUGGAUGGCUCCUGAAGUUAUUCUUCAAACAGGGCACAGCUUUUCUGCUGAUAUAUGGAGUGUUGGAUGUACUGUUAUUGAGAUGGCCACAGGAAAACCUCCAUGGAGCCAGCAGUAUCAGGAGGAGGUUGCUGCUCUCUUCCAUAUUGGGACGACUAAAUCUCACCCUCCGAUCCCUGAGCAUCUCUCAGUUGAGGCAAAAGAUUUCUUGUUGAAGUGUUUGCAGAAGGAACCAAACUUAAGGCUUUCUGCAUUAGAUCUGCUGCAGCAUCCGUUUGUUACUGGGGAUUAUAAGGAAACACAUCCUUCGUUGCGCGCCUCAGUCAUGCCAAAUUCUGGAAAACGGAUGGCAACACCUGAGAUCAAAAUUAAGCCCUCGAUGGAACCUGGUAUCACGCCAUUGAAGGAUGAUCAUAUUAGUGUGAGGUGCUCAACUCCUGAGAAGUUCUCUGGUAGAGGACCAAUUUGGGGUUCAAGUUGUUGUGAUGAUGACAUGUGUCAGAUAGAUGAUAAGGAUGAUCUUGUGGUUGGAGCAUCUAUGAAGUUUGAUUCUGCUUUACUUUCGGAUGAUAUCAACAAGAGUUUUAAUCCUAUGGCUGAGCCUGACGAUGAUUGGCCAUGCAAGUUCGAUGUAAGUCCAGAGCUGGAGAAAAGUAGAGUGAACUUAUUUUCUGGCCACACAAUUAACAAGGCUGUAGAAGUUUCUGGAGCAUCUUCUAAUGGGGACAUAGAUUUUACGUUCCCAAGUGGUCCCUCAGUGGCUGAGGAUGAUGAUGAAGUUACUGAGUCAAAAAUUAGAGCAUUCCUUCAUGAAAAGGUCAUAGAUCUGAAGAAGCUGCAAUCGCCCCUCUACGAGGAGUUCUACAAUUCAUUGAAUGCACCUAGUUCACCAAGAACCAUGGGGAAUGAAAACAAAGAAAACUCGACAAAUAAUUUGACCUUACCUCCUAAAAGUAGGUCACCUAAACAGUCGCCUAGCAAAAGACUUUCUGCAGCUGUUGAUGCUGCCUACACUUCAAGCUCUGGGACUAAUUCCCAAUGUGUAUCAAAUGUUGGGGUUCAAGGUGAUCAAGCUCUUCCAGAAGGAGCAGAGCUGGUUAGUCCAAGUGCAAGCUUCUCUGAGAUACAAAGAAAAUGGGAAGAAGAGCUUUAUGAAGAACUUGAGAGGAAACGAGAGAUCAUGCGUCAAGCAGGUGUGCCCAAGUCGUCAUCUCCGAAAGACAGGAUUGUACAUCGACAGAAGUCUCGGUUUGCUUUUCUUGGCAAAUGAGUGUAUGUUUCUGAAGCCUCGCAAAAUUCAUGGCUGCCCAACUUGGAACAAUUUUUACCCUAUUCAAGAGCAUGGCAGCAGGAACUCCACUUUUUAGGAGGAAAGGAAAAUUCACUUGAAGGACCGGAUCAUCGAUAGAAAAAGGGAGCAUGAGAUUAGGAUUGCAUACCUAUCAUAAAUAUAGAUCACCGAAACUGGUGCUGGUGACCUUGGGCAAAUCAUUUGGCAAGAAUGGCAUAAAGUAACUCGUAGUUCAGGGCUACCUAGCCAAAGUUUGCGCGGUUUCUUGGCAGUUAGAUCGCCAAUUGUAUUAUACGAGGAAACAUCACGCAGAUAGUGUAUCUUUGUAUAUGGCCUUGUGUUUUCCCUGUGGCCUGUAUGCUAUUUUUCUUUUUCUUCUUUCCCUUUGAGGUGUUUGUUACGGCGAGAUGUGAAAGCUCCAGAGAGAAGUAUAUUCUGACUUAUUUUCGAAGUGUGGAACAUCUUGUUUUUAGGAAAAUUCCUUAGUGUAUGUGAAAGUGUUUUCGUUGUUGUGGAAUAAGAAACCUUUAUAUAUUGACGCCCUUUUAAUUUA